Purpureocillium lilacinum is the source of this 1068-nucleotide messenger RNA. RefSeq lists its product as uncharacterized. Gene Ontology annotation, biological process: lipid storage; lipid droplet organization; phospholipid biosynthetic process. Lineage: Eukaryota; Fungi; Ascomycota; Sordariomycetes; Hypocreales; Ophiocordycipitaceae. Gene Ontology annotation, molecular function: coenzyme A diphosphatase activity. Gene Ontology annotation, cellular component: endoplasmic reticulum membrane. The record is from RefSeq and is a predicted model, not a curated record.
AUGGUCCCACCGGGCUCUCCCGUCUGCGUUCCCUUUUUCAUUGCAAGCGUGCAGCUCAAUUCGACGCGCAACGUGUCCCUCGUCUCAACUCAUGUCAUAGCCUCGUCUAUUCUCUCUGUCUUCUCCAAUGGUCACCACACGCCGCAGAGCAGCCGCCGCCGACAUGGGAGACGACCUGCCCAGAAAGCCGUCGGCGGCUCCGAACUCGCAACCCUCGAGCGCGACCGCGACCACAACGACAACGACGACGAUGACACCGGCGCCGCGCACGCCGGCCUGGCUGCCCACACCACUCGAGCGCGUCGCCCUCGCGGUCUUCCCGCUGAUACUGGUGUUCGGCACCGUCUUCUCCGUGCUGUCGCCCGAGACGCGCGCCGCGGCGUACGACCCCGUGGCGCAGGCACACGCGCAGGACCCGGGCGCGGCGCCGAGCUACUUUGCGCGCAAGUCCAACAUCUUCAACGUGGUGUUUGUGAAGCGCGGCUGGGGGUGGACGACGUUCGCCUUUGUCUUCUUCCUGCUGACGCACCCGAGCGGCGGGCCGACGGCGCUGGAGCUGACGGUGCGGCGGCUGCGCGCGGGCGUCCGCUGGGCGCUCGUCACGGGGUGGUGGUUCCUCGUCACGCAGUGGUGCUUUGGCGCGCCGCUCAUCGACCGCGGGUUCCGCUGGACGGGCGGGCAGUGCGAGCUGGUGGAGCGCGAGGUCGAGGCCGGGACGGCGCGGGCGGGCGAGGUGAUCACGGCGGUGGCGUGCAAGUCCGCGGGCGGGCGGUGGCACGGCGGGCACGACAUCUCGGGCCACGUCUUCCUGCUGGUGCUGGGGACGGUGUUCCUGAUGCAGGAGGUGGGCUGGGCGGCGCUGCGGUGGAGCGGCAGGGCGCGCGAGGAGCGGUGCGUGGUGAUGCGCGACGGGGCGCUCAAGAGCGCGGGCGUCGAGGCCGAGGAGGCGCCUGGGAAAGGCGAGGGCAGCAUGCAGCUCGGCGCGGGAGGAAAGACGGCCGCGGCGGUGGCGGGCCUGAACCUCUGGAUGCUGCUGAUGACGGCUAUUUACUUUCACACGUGGUUUGA